Messenger RNA from Phymastichus coffea, 1065 nucleotides. RefSeq lists its product as uncharacterized. NCBI's taxonomy places the organism in Eukaryota, Metazoa, Arthropoda, Insecta, Hymenoptera, Eulophidae. The record is from RefSeq and is a predicted model, not a curated record. The coding region runs from base 1 to 1065 and encodes 354 amino acids. The transcript has a single exon. Gene Ontology annotation, molecular function: nucleic acid binding.
AUGGCUGAUUAUUCACCAACACAAAUUGUUGAUAUGAUAUUAAUUUUAGGAGAAUGUCACAACAAUUUCGCUGCUGCAUCAAGACUUUAUGCUGUACGCUUUCCAGAUAGAAGACACCCUUCUGAUAUGACAAUAAAAACCUUAACUGAAAGAGCUCGCGAAGGGCACCUUGUUCGCCAACGCCGUCAUCAUGAUUAUGAAGAUAAUGAUGUUCGAACCUUAACAAUUCUCGCAGCUGUCCACUUAGAUCCGCACAUUAGUACUCGACAGAUUGAAAGAGAAACGGGUAUACCGCAAAGUACAGUUUCGAGAAUCUUAAGAUAUUUAAAUUAUCACGCUUACCACAUCACUCUAACGCAAGCCUUACAGCCGCGUCAUAUUUUAGCGCGAAUUAAUUUCUGCCAAUGGGCUUUGCAAACCAUACAAAGUGAUCCCUAUUUUUUUCGAUACUUACUUUUCUCCGACGAAGCUAAGUUUUAUAGCGACGGGCAGCUGAACAGACAUAACUGUCACUAUUGGUCACACGAAAAUCCUUACUGGUUUAGAGCUGUAGACCAUCAAAAUCGAUGGAGUCUCAUGAUCUGGUGCGGAAUCGUAAACGGAUAUCUUAUUGGACCUUACUUUUUUGAUCAAAAUGUUGACAGGCAUAGCUACUUAGCGUUGAUAAGGGACCAUUUACCCGGUCUCUUGGAAAAUGUUGACUUGGCAAUGCGACAAAGAAUGUGGCUUCAACAAGAUGGUGCUGCGCCUUAUUUUGCACGUAUUGUACAGGACUUUUUAAAUAAUCGUUAUGAUGGCAGGUGGAUUGGACGAGGAGGACCAAUUCAAUGGCCUGCUUCUUCGCCGAAUCUCACGUCACCCGACUUUUUCUUGUGGGGGUACGUGAAAAAUGUUGUUUUUGCACAACGGCCAACCUCGAGGGAGGAUAUGAUGGAACGAAUCCGUACAGCUUGCGCAGCCAUUCCUCGAGAAACAUUGCUCAGGACUGUGGACAGUUUUGAAAGACGUGUACGCAUGUGUCUUCAAGCCAACGGAGAAAACUUUGAACAAUUUAUCCGUGGUUAA